Molecule: messenger RNA, 899 nt
Organism: Pungitius pungitius (ninespine stickleback)
Lineage: Eukaryota; Metazoa; Chordata; Actinopteri; Perciformes; Gasterosteidae
Product: high choriolytic enzyme 1-like
Exons: 8
Coding region: 46-825 (259 amino acids)
Biological process (GO): proteolysis
Molecular function (GO): metalloendopeptidase activity; zinc ion binding
Source: RefSeq, a predicted model, not a curated record
GCAGGAGGACCUGCAUUGAAUCCUGCACAUCUGCAGCCUGCCGGCAUGGCUUCCCUCAGGAGCACCUUCGUCCUCCUCGUCCUCCUCGCGAUCUCCUCGCGCUCCCGGGCCGGAGAGCAGGGUCUGUCCGUCUCCGAGCUGCUGUGGAGGGCCAACAAGGAUGUUGUGCACACUGAAGAGGAGCCCCUGGUGGUGGAUGACAUCGCUUAUGACAGUGAAAGUGAGCGGAACGCUGAUCUCUGCACCUCCAGCGGCUGCAUGUGGCCAAAAUCUGCCGAUGGGAGGGUGUACGUUCCUUAUGUCAUCGCCGCACAUUACUCUUCUCGUGAGCGCUCCAUCAUUGAGCGAGGACUGCUCUCCUUCCACGACGUCUCCUGCAUUCGCUUCGUCCAGCGCAACAACCAGAGGGACUUCUUGAGCCUGCAGUCCAACAACGGGUGUUACUCCUACGUGGGUCGCCGUGGUUACUCCCAGACGGUGUCUCUGGACCGCCAAGGCUGCCUCUACCACAGCACCGUGCAGCACGAGCUGCUCCACGCGCUCGGCUUCAACCACGAGCAGUGCCGCUCCGACAGGGACCAGCACAUCCGCAUCCUGUGGGAGAACAUCGGGACGGGUUGGGCGUACGCCUUCGACAAGAUGAACACGCUGAACCUGAACACCCCCUACGACUACAACUCCGUCAUGCAGUACCACAGGUACGCCUUCUCCGGGAACAAUAAACCCACCAUGGUUCCCAUCCCCGACGCCAACGUUGUAUUCGGCACGGCCGACCAGAUGAGCAAGAAUGACAUCAGUCGACUGAACCGGCUCUACCAGUGUUAGCCGGUGAUUCAUGUUGAAGUAGAACUUCAUGGAGCAAAGACAUCAUCUCUACAAUAAACCUUUAAACACUAAAA